AUGGCUACAGUAACCGUCACAACUACUGAAGGCGGCGUGGACCCACUGCAGACUAAAGAUAUCGCGACUCGCCUAUUGAACGGCACACUUCACUCCCAGUGGCCCGCGUUUGAACAGUUCGCAACCAUCGAUGGCUUGUUGAAAUCUCAUGCCGCUCAGCCAGAUCAGGCGCAGCGGCCUCUGGUAUGCUAUCCGAUUCGCGGAGCGGCGGAUUUCGAGGAGCACACAGCAAGCGACAUCGAUCGGUAUACUGAUAUCGCUGUUCGCUUUUACAUGCAGCAAGGACUAGUACCUGCGGACCCAAGUCUCGAGCAGGCGCCUGUUGUUGCUAUGCUAGCUGGAUCUAGCUUUGAGGUUGUGGUGACUUUCUUCGCGCUGAAUCGUCUUGGCUAUGCCGUUCUUUUCUUGUCAACGCGUCUCACGGCCCCGGCUUAUAUCCGACUAAUGGAUAUGGCACAUUGUAGCGAGAUUAUCAUCGCAAAACACUUUCAGCAAGUUGCAACUGAAAUUUGUACUGAGAGUCCCGGCUGCAGUAGCUUCUCUGUGCUACAAAGAGAGGACUGGUUCAAUCGUCCUGUUAGCAUUCCUCACUUUGAACGCCCCAGCGCAGAUCCAUCACGAGAAGGCAAGAAGAUUGCUUGGAUCCUACAUUCAUCGGGGAGUACCGGUUUCCCGAAACCAAUUUUCCUUACUAACCUUCAAACUCUUGCCAAUUUCCGCAAGAGCUUCGGUCUGCGCCUCUUCACCAUCAGCCCGCUCUUCCAUUCCCAUGCUCUGAUGGAGCUCGGACGGGCACUAUUUACAAGAGCACCAGCAUACUUGGGAAACCAUUCUCUUGCAGUCACAUACCAAAAUCUUUUCGAUGCCCUCCAGGUGGCCCGGCCACAGCAAAUCAGUGCGGUGCCAUAUGUGAUCAAACUACUGGCAGAGAAGCAAGAAGGUAUCCAAGCACUGGCUAGGCCGCAGCUCGUGCUAUAUGGCGGCUCCAGCUGCCCAGAUGAUCUUGGCGACCGUCUUGUUGCACAGGGUGUGAACCUGGUUGCCAACUAUGGAGCGACGGAGACGGGACAAAUCAUGACAUCUUUCCGAGCCCCCGAAGAUAAAGAGUGGCAGUAUAUGCGGCUGCACCGACCUGUUGCUGAUCUCACUCUGAUGGAUGAGAUCUCGCCCGGGGUUUUUGAAUGUGUUGCGUUGGAUGGCCUGCCAAGCAAGGGUCCCUCGAAUUCAAAAGCACCGUAUAGCACAAAGAACCCAGAGAACUCUUUCAGAACAGCCGAUUUGUUCACCAGACAUGCGGAUCCCGAGAAAAGCAAUUACUACAAGUAUUUGAGUCGGCUGGAUGACCGAAUCACACUGGUCAACGGCGAAAAGGUGCUUCCUAUUCCCAUUGAAGGUCGGGUGAGAGAAGAGCCUAUUGUUAGUGACUGCGUUGUGUUUGGCUUCCAGCGGACUGUGCCUGGGGCUUUGAUUUUCCGCGCUCCUGGAAAGGUACCUCACUUGAGCGACGAUGAGUUUUUGGAAGCUAUCUGGCCAGCGAUUGAAGCCGCAAAUGCUCGCGCCGAGACGUUCUCCCGUAUCCCCAAGGAGCUUGUCGUGAUCAAGAGUGCUGAUGUUGUAUACCCUAGAACUGACAAAGGGACCUGUAUCCGCGCUCAGGUCUAUCAGCAAUUUGAGGAGGAUAUCAAGCAGGUGUAUGCCAAGUUUGAAGGGAGUGGCCAGAAACGAGGUUCCCUCGCUCUCAGUAUUCCAGAACUGGAGAAUUGGCUCCUGUCAAGAUUCAGCGAAGACUUGGGCGUACAGAUAUCCAGUCCUGAGACCGACAUCUUCUCAGCUGGAGUCGACAGCUUGCAGACGACGCAAAUUUGGAGGUGCAUCAUGCGCGAUAUUGAUGUCGGCGAGCAAGGAGACCAGCUUUCCCAGAAUAUUGUCUUUGAGAAAGGCACUGUCAAUGCACUCGCAAAACAUCUCUAUCAGAUAAGAACUGGCCAAGAAUCCGAGAAGGAAGACGAGCUUCAUUCCAUGCGCGAGAUGAUCGAAAAGUACUCCCACUUCACUCAACACUUCCCAACCACCACCCGGAACCCAGAAACAGAGGUGGUAAUGGUCACAGGCGCAACCGGCAAUCUCGGAGCCUUCAUUGUCUCAGAAUUACUGAAGCGACCAGCAGUCUCUGAAGUCUGGGCAGUCGUGCGGGCACCAGGACAAGCAGCGGCAGGAGCUCGUCUCUACAAAUCGCUAGCCGAUCGCAACAUCUCUCUCACCGAUAUCGAGGCCGCAAAACUCCACGCCGUCCCUGGCGAUAUGUCGCAAUCCAACCUCGGUCUCAAGGACCACGAUCUGCAACACUUGCUCUCAUCCUUGACAUGCGUCAUUCACAGUGCCUGGGCUGUGAACUUCAACCUAGGCGUACGGUCCUUCGAGCAGCAGCAUGUCCGCGGAACACACAACCUCAUCAACCUCUGUCUGCGUUCCCAUUUACCCUCUCCUGCAAAGUUUUUCUUCUGCUCUAGUAUAAGCGCUGCAAGCAACACGCCCAAACCUGCAUCGAUUCCCGAGACCAUGAUUGAGAAUUUGGAGCACGCACAGAAAACAGGGUAUGGCAGGUCGAAGCUGGUAACUGAACACAUCACCCGCAACGCCAUGCGUCAGACGGGUAUGCACGCCCGCGUUCUGAGAAUCGGUCAGCUUGGCGGCGAUACGGUUAGUGCACAAUGGAAUGAGACGGAAGCCGUUGCGCUCAUGUUCCGAAGCGCAUUGUCGACGGGUGCAUUACCUGAACUCCAUGAGCGGCUGAGUUGGUUGCCUGUUGAUCAGUGUGGUCGGGCUAUUUCGGAUAUCGCGAUGAAUGUUGCUGGAUCAUCCGAUAUCGAUAUGGUGUACCAUUUGGUUAAUCCACAGUCCUUUAGCUGGAAGCAUGAUUUGCUUCCUGCUUUGAGACAAGGAUCGGCCUUGCCGGAGUUUGAGGUCGUGGCUCCGCAGGAGUGGCUGAGCAGAUUAGAGGGCAGUGAGCAAGAUCCAGGGAAGAAUCCGAGUGUUAAGCUCAUUGAUUUCUGGAGAACCAAGUAUGCAGGUCAGGGCCAGUCAGAGGCCGGAUUAGAGGGAAAUAAAGUGGCUGGUCUUAUGUUCGAAACUGAGCUUACGAUCCGAGACUGCUCCUUCUUGGCACUUGUGGAAGACCCCGUUGCUGGUGGUUUGAUACAAAGGUAUAUUGACUCGUGGAUGGGUCGAUGGACUAUUAAGUAG
This is a messenger RNA of Penicillium robsamsonii, 3243 nucleotides long. RefSeq names its product putative NRPS-like enzyme. The transcript is spliced from 2 exons. NCBI's taxonomy places the organism in Eukaryota, Fungi, Ascomycota, Eurotiomycetes, Eurotiales, Aspergillaceae. The record is from RefSeq and is a predicted model, not a curated record. The coding region runs from base 1 to 3243 and encodes 1080 amino acids.